AAGACGGGAGCCCCUGGUCUGACUUUUAGAGUAAAGAAAAGGAGGAUCGCGCGCUAAGCCCUGCCGGAGCGCUUGCAAGGCAGGACAAGCCUACUCGCUGGCUGCAUGUCAGAUCCGUGAAAGGGCGCAGACGCAGCAAACAAAAUUUUCCCUGUUCCGAGGAGACCAUGCAAGCUACUGGAAGGAGAGAAGGGGAGCGAGUCUGAGAGGAAACGGAGACACUACCGGCCGGUAGAACGCGCGCAGUCUAAUCCACAGCGGGUCGCUGGGCUGAACUCUCCGCUUAGGAACAGUUGAGGGUUUGUUGUCGCUGGCUGCCCAGGGGAGCCCGGAUUUAAUGAAAUUCAGCAGCUGGCUGGACACACGCUUACUUCAGUGAGCUGUUGGGGAUUAGAUGCAUUUGACUCCACAAUGCGGAGCGAUCCCAUUUUGUUCGCUUCCAGGGCCAUGGAGGAGCUGGUGUCGGAGCUGAGGCUCUUCCUGGACCUGCUGGACAGAGAGUAUCUGAGCGCUGGUGUACGGGAGAAGAAACUGCUCAUCUCCAACAUCCUGCACAGGGUCCUGGCCGCCAAGGAGCCCUCAUUCAAGACUGAUAUCCACAGCAGCCUUCCUGCCCCCCCUCAAAUGCCCCUGCCUGAAAUCCCACACCCGUGGCUGCCCCCGGACAACGGGCCGCCUCCCCUGCCGAGCUCCUCCCUCCCAGAGGGAUACUAUGAGGAGGCGGUUCCUCUGAGCCCCGGAAAGGCCCCAGAAUACAUCACAUCACACUACGACUCGGACAACAUGAGCAGCUCGUACGAGUCGUACGACGAGGAAGAGGAGGAUGGGAAGGGGCAGAAGAUGCGGCACCAGUGGCCCUCCGAGGAGGCCUCCAUGGACCUGGUGAAGGACGCACGGAUCUGCGCCUUCCUCCUGCGCAAGAAGCGCUUCGGACAGUGGACCAAGCUGCUGUGUGUCAUCAAGGACAACAAACUCCUGUGCUACAAGACGUCGAAGGACCACACGCCGCAGAUGGAGCUGGUGCUGUCGGGCUGCAGCAUCACGCACGUGCCCAAGGACGGCAAGAAGAAGAAGCACGAGCUGAAGAUCGUCCACCAGGGGGCCGACGCCCUGGUGCUGGCCGUGCAGAGCAAGGAGCAGGCCGAGCAGUGGCUGAAGGUGAUGAAGGAAGUGUGUAGCUACAGCAACGGUGUGAUUGACACUGAAAGGACGGGCUCAAGUUCACCAGUCCACAAAACUGAACUGGAAAAGAAGCUGUCCUUUGAUAGGCCGAGCUCGGAUGGAGAGAUCCCAGAGACCGGUGUGGCUGACGGCAAAGAACAAGCUAAAGGGAAGAAAGGCUCCAAGUCAGAGCAGAAGGGCACCGUGGGUAAAGUAACCGGGAAGAAGAUCACCAAGAUCAUUGGCCUGGGGAAGAAGAAAACGUCCACCGACGAGCAGACGUCCUCCGCGGAAGAAGACGUCCCCACCUGUGGUUACCUCAACGUGCUGUCCAACAACCGCUGGCGUGAGCGCUGGUGCCGGCUGAAGGACAACCAGCUGCUGCUGCACAAGGACCGGGACGACCUGAAGACCCACAUGGCCAGCCUGCCCCUGCGCGGCUGCGAGGUCAUCCCCGGCCUGGACUCCAAGCACCCCUUCGCCUUCCGUCUGCUGCGCAACGGCCAGGAGGUGGCCGUGCUGGAGGCCAGCUCCUCAGAGAGUAUGGGUCGGUGGCUGGGAGUUCUGCUGGCGGAGACGGGCUCCACGACGGACCCCGCCGCCCUGCACUACGACUACAUCGACGUGGAAACCACCGCCAACGUCAUCCAACUGGCCAAGCAGUCCUUCUGUUUCACGAGCAAGCGUGCAGUGUCUCCAAACCCUUACCUGGACAACCCCGUCAACGGCUACGCCUGCCCCAGCGGAAUGGCACUGCACUACGACGACGUGCCCUGUAUCAAUGGAUCGCUGAAAGGAAAGAAAGCACCAGCAACCAAUGGGACAGCUUCUAAGCAGAAGGCUGACAAGAACCAGCAGAAAAAGUCCAACGGAACCAAUGGGACCCUGCCAAUCAAACGGAACAAUUCCAGUGCGGAGCAGUACAAGUACGGAAAGAACCGGGUGGAGGCCGACGCCAAGAGGCUCCAGGCCAAGGUGGACGAGCUGAUGAAGAGGAAGCAGGACAUCCGUCAGCGCCUGACGCAGCUGAAGAAGGAGAGGAUAGACCUGCGCACAGCGCUGGAGGCUAGCACAGGAAAGAGGUCCCAGGCGUCUCUGGGGGACCGGCUGAAGAAAGUGGAGGACGAGUGCAAGCUGAAGGAGGGCGAGAGGGUGAGCCUGGAGCUGGAGCUGACCGAGGUGAAGGAGAACCUGAAGAAGGCCCAGAACGGGGGCGUCACGCUGGGCCUGACUAUCGAACCCAAAUCCGGGACAUCCAGCCCCCAGUCCCCCGUGUUGAUGCGGCGCACGAUGGAGAACUCCCCGGCCUCCAGCUGUGACACCAGCGACACGGAGACCUGCUCGCUGCCCGUCAACAGCGCCUCCCUGCUGCGGAGGCAGACCGGCCAGAAAGUCCCGCCCGUCCGCGGCCACGUGCUCCGGAAGGCCAAGGAAUGGGAGAUGAAGAGUGGAACAUAAACCUGAACAUUUCCAGCAUUCUUUUUUUAAGGUGUAUAUUUAUUUGAAACAGCCGUUCAUUGCCUAAGGAUGUCAAGAGAAGGAGUGAGCAUAGCGUAGAUGUUUGGAUAACAGCUGAGAGGACAGUGCUGCCAAAUUCUAUAGCGUCAACUUCCAAAAGCACAGAAAAAUUGUUUCUUUGUUGCUUAUUUUUCUAAUAGCAUUUAUUAUACAGGCAUGGUUUGCCUGCGCUCCUGUUGUAGUGUCUGUGUUGUCCAUUCCUCUCUUACGUGACGAGUGUGUGUGUUUGAGGACCUGUCUCUCUGUUCAUCCGUCUCACACAUCCUAGAGACCCGAUUUGGUUUAGACACCAGAAACCGUGAAACCGCAAUAUUUAUUUGUAAAUGUUCUAAGUUCUAAAUAUUAGCUUCCCUUUUCGGUUAUUUAUGUUGAUAUUUAAAAAAGCUUGUCGUUGCGCGUUCUGCAUGAAACGGCGAGGGCAAAGGUCGUGCUAGCAGAAGGAAGCCUGCUUCCACACCCAGGGCCGGAGAGGGAUCUGUUUUGGGACCAGAGGCCUGAGAGUCCAGGCUGCAGCGUUCUAGGUCAGGAGGCCAACGCCUGUGUCUGGUUCCAGCCUCCAAACCGACUCUGGUGUAGGACCUCUCCUGGGUUCGAACAGAACCUGCCCGUUCCGCGUGCCAAGCCUGGCCCGUCCAAGGGCGGCUUGAGUCCAGGCUGCAGUUCAGCUGAGGCGGGCUAGCUGCGGAGGAGGUUCCACGCAAAAGAAAUGUAUCUUGUUUUUGUUUUUUUUCAUAGUCCAAAUAUAUGUUGCUGCAAUCCGGCCCUUUUAAUCAAGGCACUGGAGCAGCCUGUGAUCUAAGUAUAUGGUGCAUGCAUUUCAGCGUUCCUGGCACAUCUGACACCCAUCAAUACACUGUCAUAGAAGAUAGAAGUACUGUACAAACCCGCGUGUAUUUUUAUACAGAACUGAAACGAAACGCGAGUAUGAGACUGGCUUGUGGGCCGAAGUGUUCCAGCGGGGUUCUGGACCCCAGAAUCCACUUUCCAGAAUGUUCUGUUUGGCUUUAUUACUCUCAAUUAGCAGUCUGUGGUUGAGCCCACAUUCAGCGUCUCCCCCAGUGGACCUCGUGUCCCAGUCCCGUCAGC
Messenger RNA from Conger conger (European conger), 3765 nucleotides. RefSeq names its product actin filament associated protein 1 (gene afap1). The record is from RefSeq and is a predicted model, not a curated record. Gene Ontology annotation, cellular component: cytosol. NCBI's taxonomy places the organism in Eukaryota, Metazoa, Chordata, Actinopteri, Anguilliformes, Congridae. Bases 412 to 2619 code for a protein of 735 amino acids. The transcript is spliced from 17 exons. Gene Ontology annotation, molecular function: SH2 domain binding; SH3 domain binding.